GACUGUCGCAACGCACAAAACUCGUCAAGAUGUCAGAGGCUUCCACUGGGAAUUUCAUCUGCCCUUCCUGCCAUCCGGUCUCUCAAUGAUUGGUCUCGACAACCUUAAGACUUUGUGCCUUCUGAUAGGUCACAUUGGCUCUUCCAUUGGCCAUGAGAUUGCUCCACAGCCACAGCGCAUCUCUUUAGCGAAUUUAUAUUACCCACUUCAGCUGAGCCCAGCACGCCGGAUUCUGUUAGACGAAUGGCUAUCUUCGCUCAGCGCCGUAAAGAUGGCUUUGUUUCAGGCCUGCCAUGGUUGAUCUACGCGUAUGCCAGCCUGCCAGCACUGAGACACGAGAAACCGUUGAACCAUGACGUGUGUUGAAAGUAACAUGCAGAUGCACUGAUGCACCCUCUGCCGCUCUCUUGCGACCUGCAUAUCAGGAAUUUUUUAUCCUCCAAAUCUCUUUGUGAUACCUUGACAUACAGCUCUCUAUCAUGGCUCAACGAAUGCGCGCAGUACAGUACACAUCAGUCCAGGGUGGACUUGAGAAGAACCUACGCUAUACCGAAGACGCCUUGGCUCCACAACAUGACGAGCAGAUGCAACGAGGAGAUCAUGUCAUGGUUGAAGUCAUCUCUGCAUCCAUAAACCCUCUGGACUGGAAGAUGCCCGAAACCCCUGUCCUUGGAAAAGCUCUGACCUAUUCCUUUACCUCUUCGGCCUCGAUACCUGGUAUGGAUUACUGUGGAAGAAUCAAAUCCACAGGCUCCACCAUCGAUAGCUUGGCCAUUGGCGAAAUGGUAUACGGUCGUUUGACCAGACCAACAUCUUCAGGAACCCUUGCUCAGUACGUCAACAUCGACCCUGGUACCUGCAUACCCCUUCCACAAGGCGUCAACCCAGAUCAUGCUGCCACUCUUGGCAUUGCUGGUGAGACGGCAUACCGCAGCAUUGUACCGAACGUCCAGUCUGGUGACCGAGUCUUCAUCAACGGAGGCUCCUCAGGAACAGGCACUUACGGCAUCCAAAUCGCAAAACUUCUCGGAUGUCAUGUGACAGUAUCUUGCUCAACAGCUGGCAUGGAACUCUGUAAAGAACUCGGCGCAGAUCAGGCUUUUGACUACACCAAAACCGACGUUAUCGCCGAGUUGAUUGAGAGCGGCAAGUCUGGGGAGCCAUUUGAUCUCGUGGUGGACGAUGUUGGCGUACCCGCAGAUCUGUACAACGAGUCACACCUAUACCUCAAGCCGGAGGGCAAGUUCAUUUCGAUUGGAAGCAAGAACGACAUCAGAUCGCUUGCAGCCCGCACGCUCCCGACCUUCAUGGGUGGAGGAAGACGCAAGUCUGAACAGGUCCAUGUUCUGCUCGGAUCACAUCGCGAUGACUUGGUGCAGCUCGGAAGAUGGAUGGCUGACGGCAAGAUCAAGGCUGUCAUCGAUUCCACGUACCCCCUGGCGGACGCAGCUGAAGCAUAUGGAAAGCUGAAGGGUGGCCAUGUUCAUGGCAAGAUUGUGAUCAGAGUGGGCGCGAAGCAGUAAAGUCUUGAUAGAGUCUAGGAUGUCUGUAGCAUUAGGACGAUGU
Aureobasidium pullulans EXF-150 is the source of this 1566-nucleotide messenger RNA. RefSeq names its product NAD(P)-binding protein. NCBI's taxonomy places the organism in Eukaryota, Fungi, Ascomycota, Dothideomycetes, Dothideales, Saccotheciaceae. The record is from RefSeq and is a predicted model, not a curated record. The coding region runs from base 480 to 1523 and encodes 347 amino acids. Gene Ontology annotation, molecular function: oxidoreductase activity. The transcript has a single exon.